AUGUUGAUAGAUGGAGAGCUCGUUGAAGCCUCGGAUGGCAAGACAUUUUCUGUUUACAAUCCCGCCACUAGAGAAGUGUCAGGAGAAGUUCCUGAAGCUACCGCAGAUGACACCAAUAGAGCGGUGGCUGCAGCCAAAGCAGCCUUCCCCGCUUGGUCAGCGCUGGGUCCAGCAAAACGUGCUGUUUACCUAAAGAAGCUCGCCGCUCUUAUCCGGGAGCACAGAGAUGAAAUUGCCAAGCUGGACGCUGUGGCGAUGGGGAUGCCCGUUUCUACCCACUUCUUCGCCGAAUCCGCAGCCGGGCAAUAUGACCACUACGCCGAGGCCUGGCCCCAUAUUCAGGGCCAGGCCAGUGUCAACACCCCUGGUCAUGUCACCAUGACGCUUCGCCAGCCAUUCGGGGUGGUAGCUCUCAUCAUUCCGUGGAAUGUGCCAGUGCACUUUUUUGCGUCCAAGUCAGCGCCAGCGCUGAUAACGGGAAACACUAUUGUUCUCAAAACUUCGGAGAAGGCGCCUCUGGCAGUUGCUCGAAUCGCCAAGCUCGUCAAAGAAGCAGGCUUCCCGCCGGGGGUCUUCAAUGUUCUCUCCGGUCAUGGCAUCCCCUCUGGUCAGAUCCUGUCCCGCCACAUGGACGUCAGGGCACUGAGCUUUACAGGCUCGAGCCGUACGGGAAAGCUCAUCCAGGAGGAGGCGGCGCGAACAAAUCUCAAGAAGGUCAUUCUCGAGCUUGGAGGCAAGUCACCCGCCAUCAUCUUCGACGACGCAAACCUCGAGAAGGCGGUUGCCCAGACCCGCUGGAGCAUGCAGUUCAACUCUGGGCAGGUUUGCAUGGCCAAUUCCCGCAUCUACGUACAGUCAACCAUCGCCGAGAAAUUCGUCGAGCAGUUCAAAGUUAGCUACAGCUCGAGCGUCAAGUCAGGCAACCCUUUGGACAAAGAGACGAAUCAUGGCCCCCAGGCAGAUGAGCUUCAGUACAAGCAUGUGCUUUCUUACAUCAACUCGGCGAAAGACUCGGGCGCCACUCUCGCUCUUGGGGGGUCUGGAAAGUUGGAGACCUCGAAUGGAUACUUUAUCGAACCGACCAUCUUCCUGAAUACCCCAGAGGAGGCUAAAAUAACCAAGGAAGAGGUGUUUGGGCCAGUGGUUAUCAUCAACACCUUUGAGACCGAGAAGGAGGCCAUUGCCAAGGCGAAUGAUACCGAGUUUGGGUUGUAUGCCUCGGUCUUCACCAAGGACAUCAGCAGAGCCAUGAGAGUCGUACAAGCGCUGGAGAGCGGAUAUGUGGGCAUCAACACCACCAGCCCGAAUACUGCAUAUGACCUACCUUUUGGUGGGUACAAGGGAAGUGGACAGGGGCGCGAGGGUGCAUUGUGCAGCAUGGACAACUUUCUGGAGGUGAAGAGCGUUAUCAUGGCCUUGGAAGAAGAGUGA
Messenger RNA from Podospora anserina S mat+, 1431 nucleotides. RefSeq lists its product as uncharacterized. NCBI's taxonomy places the organism in Eukaryota, Fungi, Ascomycota, Sordariomycetes, Sordariales, Podosporaceae. The record is from RefSeq and is a predicted model, not a curated record. The transcript has 3 exons. Gene Ontology annotation, molecular function: aldehyde dehydrogenase (NAD+) activity. The coding region runs from base 1 to 1431 and encodes 476 amino acids.